This is a messenger RNA of Aspergillus novofumigatus IBT 16806, 2265 nucleotides long. RefSeq names its product Zn(II)2Cys6 transcription factor. The record is from RefSeq and is a predicted model, not a curated record. NCBI's taxonomy places the organism in Eukaryota, Fungi, Ascomycota, Eurotiomycetes, Eurotiales, Aspergillaceae. Gene Ontology annotation, biological process: positive regulation of transcription by RNA polymerase II. The transcript has 2 exons. Gene Ontology annotation, molecular function: zinc ion binding; DNA-binding transcription factor activity, RNA polymerase II-specific; transcription cis-regulatory region binding. Gene Ontology annotation, cellular component: nucleus. The coding region runs from base 479 to 1960 and encodes 493 amino acids.
AUAGGAGAGAUGACGCCCAACAAGCUGUUUCAAAUCGUAUAAGAUCAAAGAUGCUCAGGUUUUGUGCUCAUUAAGUCUGAUCGAUAAUCUCCAGGUGGACCUUGUGUGGAUGAUCAGCCGCUAAGGGAUUCCAAUAGAAACCGUACACUGUCGAAGUCAGUGUGUUAGAGUUGAGACUAUCUCACCGGGCCCAGCCUUUUCGUUAUCACUCGAUCGAGUCCCAUAAGAGACCCUGACUCCUGACCAUUGCUGAUAUCGUCGUCUUUGCUUUGAAUUUCUCUCUGUGUUCUGUUAAAACAUCUGUUGAACCCAUCUGAUCACUUUCUGAUACGAAGUAUAUGUCGAUUUACGCAUCCACUCCACGCUGAUUUACAGAGGAGAACCCCACCGCAGAUCGUUCCGAGGCUACCCCGGGGGAACGGCAGAAAACGCAAAUUUUGAGAAACACAGUGAAAAUCCAGCAGCCUCGUCCAAAUCCAUGUCCAGGUCAUUUAAUGGGUGUAAACGGUGCAAAGCCAGACGACAGAAAUGUGACGAACAGCGACCUGGCUGCGGUCGUUGUCAAGCGGCCGGGGUGCAGUGUCGAUAUGCGAUGCAGCUACAGUGGGGAGGACGGACUUUUUCGCGGUCGAGGUUAGGGGCCUGUAUGAGCAACGGAGGGUUGCAGAAGCUUGAAUAUUCCCCUGGCGAAUUUAUCUACACAACUACAUCCCCCUCCGCUACGUCGAGUACAGCGCUCUCUCCACGUGUUGACCCUUUCGUCUCUCUGUCUCCUGAUCAAAAGUCGUUGCUUCAUCAUUUCAUCCAGGAUGCGUCGCAAAUCACGGCAUGCCACUCGAGCAUGCAAAAGGAUAUCUGCAAAAUGCUCGUCCCGAUGGCCCUCCAGACCCCAUCGUUAUUAUAUGCAACAAUGGCGCUGUCAGCCAUCCACCUACAAGCAGUAAACAAUCAGUCAGAGAAUGUCAAGUCCGCCCCGCAUAUUGCCCGGUUAAUGGCUCUCAGCCUCGAACACUUCCGGAAGGAACUACAAACCCCAAGCACCAAGGGGUCGGAUGCGCUGCUCGCAACGGCACGCACGCUCUGUUUAGCGGAGAUCCAUUCCGGAGCAAUCCAUCCGAACUCGUGGCGAGCCCAUGUUGAGGGCGCAAAGGCUCUUAUGCUUGCUACAAAUCGCAAGGGGAGUGAAUCACCGGGUUCGUCGCAGGGUUUCCGUCGGUACUUGGACCGGUGGUACCAGUCGAUUGUGUCCCUGACAGCACUGACGGGGAACGGGCCGCCCAUCGAAGAGGCUAUGGAACAGUCAGCCUCGGAGACCAUCCACCAACAAGACGCGCCGGACUAUCUGGACGACUACUGGGGCUUCACAGUAAACCUGUCGGCCAUCUUCCGUGCAAUCGGGGCGGCAGCCUGGCGGAGUCAGCACGACACACACCGACCAGGGUUGAUGUCAGACGGCACCGAUGCAGCCAGUGCCCAGGAGGCGGCCGUCCUCGAGUCCUCUGUGCGGACGCUCAUGGCCCGGGACGCAAGUUCGCAGCCUACAUUCUACCCAGGCGUCGCUGAGGGCCUCUCGGCCGAAUGCGUGCGGGAAUUCAUGCUCUGCAACGAGGCGUUCCAGCACAGUGCGCUCAUCCAAAUCAACCGACGACUCCGUAGACUGCCCGCCUCCGCGCCCCUCGUACAGCACUCCGUCAAGCGGAUUCUGGAGUGCACGGCGCAGAUUGGGCCGUCUACGGGGCUGAGUCCGUGGACGAUGCUCACAACCCCGCUGUUCAUUGCGGGCUGUGAGGCGCAGGGUGAGGAUCGCGAGAGGGUCCGGCAGUUGCUUUCGUUGCUGCAUGAUACCAUCCGUGUGCCGAACGUGCUUCAGUCUUUGAAAUUCCUGGAUCAGUACUGGGCUAACCAGUUGAAUGAGGAUGAGGGCUGGAGUCAAUAUCUAGGUAAGUUGCUCCUUUCUUGAUAUGUGAGUCGAGCUAACAAAGUCCAGAUCGAAUGAGAUUCGAUUUCAUCCCGUAUUGACACGAAAUGUGUAUAGGCAUGCGUUUUAUGACAAGCGAGAAGUGAGCGUUUUCAGUGUUUUGUUUUUUGCAUUAUGUACAGAACGUCUUAGGCGUCUUGCCUCAGACGACAGUCUUUUGAGAAGUUCAGAUAUCCCGGCGUUGGUGGGUGUGCUUCAGUUAUAUCUUGUGGAUUGAAAUGAUAUGUAUUCUACUCAUAUACCUUCAUAACCAUUUGAUGGAUUUUAACAAACUGUGUACCUCUUCA